GGAAGGAACUGCGUGCGUGCGUGUGUGUGUGCGUGCGUGUGUGUAUGUGUGUGUGAGAGAGAGAGAGAGAGAGAGAGAGAGUGUGUGUGUACGCGCGCGCGCGUGUGAGUGCGCGCGCGAGUGUGUGGACAAGGAGGUGUUGGCAGCCGAGUUAGAGUCCCAACUCCUUGGACUCCAUUUGCUAUUCUCUUCUUUCUUCCCCACACCUAUCUGGUGGUGGUGGGCGUUUAUAUUUGCGUUUCUUUUCAUUCAUUUCCAAAUCUUUUACAAUUUGGGACUUGGGGGUAGUGGGAAAGGCAGGACAGGGUAACGGAGGAGAGUAGUAGCACCAGAGCAGGAGGCGGACAUGGAGAUGAGGAACAGGAUUAACCUGGAGUUAAGGAACAGAGCCCCGGAGGAGGUGACACAGUUAGUCCUUGAUAAUUGCCGUUGUGACAAUGGGGAAAUUGAAGGCCUGAAUGAUACUUUUAAAAAACUAGAACUUCUGAGUAUGAUUAACGUGGACCUAAGGUCACUGGCCCGGCUUCCCAACUUAAAUAAACUUCGAAAGUUGGAACUUGCUAACAACAGAAUUUCUGGAGGGUUGGAAGUCCUGGCAGAGAAAUGUCCUAAUCUUACUCACCUCAAUCUGAGUGGAAACAAAAUCAAAGAUCUCAGUGCACUAGAAGCUCUGCAAAAUCUUAAAAAUUUGAAAAGUCUUGACUUGUUUAACUGUGAGAUCACAACCUUAGAAGAUUACAGGGAGAGUAUUUUUGAACUGCUGCAGCAAAUCACCUACUUAAAUGGAUUUGAUCAGGAGGAUAACGAAGCACCAGACUCAGGAUCAGAGGAUGAUGAGGAUGGAGAUGAAGAUGAUGAAGAGGAAGAUGAAGCUGGUCCAUUUGAAGGAUAUGAGGAAGAGGAGGAGGAGGAAGAAGAGGAUGAGGAUGAAGAUGAAGCAGGCUCCGAAUUGGGAGAGGGAGAAGAGGAAGUGGGCCUCUCAUACUUAAUGAGAGAGGAAAUUCAGGAUGAAGAAGAUGAUGAUGACUAUGUCGAAGAAGGGGAAGAAGAAGAAGAAGGAGAAGGAGAAGAAAAAGAAGAAGAGGAAGAAGAAAGUGUUCGAGGGGAAAAGCGGAAACGAGAUGCUGAAGAUGAUGGAGAAGAAGAAGAUGACUAGAUCAUUCUAAGACCAGAUUCCCUAAGUUCCUGGGUGUGCAAUAGAGUGGUCACAUCUUAUUUCUUCAUGUAUAAUAGCUAUCCCUACAGAAGAUAACAUGUAAUUUUUAUAGGAAAAGUGUGGUUUUACUAUUUUUGCCUUAUCAUUCCAAAUAAGAUUUACUAGUCUGUUAAUGAUCACAUUGUAUGUAGAAAAAUUUUCAUUGACCCCAUUAUAAAAUUCCCUAGCAAUUUUUUUAGAAUCUUAAUUUUUCUAAUAUAAGUUUACUGUAUUAGUCAUUUUUAGCCCAUAAUUAAAACAUGAUAGCAUAGUAUGGGGCAUUUUAUUCAUAAGGUUUUAAAGUUAUUUAUGAAUUAAGUGAAAUCACAGUCAGCUGGAAUAUGAAAUAAAAAUAGUCUCUUGAAUGAUAAGUUGGUUAUUUUUUUCGAGGUGACCCAAAGAUCUUUAGUAUGAAGGCAAUGGCUUUUUUUUUGGCUAAGGAUUUUUGGGUGCUUAUUUGUCACAUGAGUAACUUGGAGAGUAGGAGCAGAAUAGUAAAGGUUCUAUUCAACAGUAUAGUUCAUGACUUUUGGGAGGCUUCUGAAACCUUUCACGCCAGGUGACUAAUAAGAUUUUCUUUUUGAAGGAAAAACUGCUUAUAGUAAGUUCAGAGACAUACAGGUAAACCCUUUGUUCUCAAGCUGAAUGAAGAUCAUGACAUGCUAAUAGUUGUUUAUUUUGUUUAGUUUUUCAGUGUGCAUUUUGCAUUUUCUUUUCAGCAAUUCCUUUACGAUACCUUCCUUUCUUGUUUCACUCCUCCCUCUUCUCAAAAAAAAAAAAAAGUUGGGACAUUUAUGAAUACCCAGGAAAAUCUUUAUUCUUAUACCUCAACUACCUUUUCAGACCUGUCUCAGUUUUUAAAAAGCUAAGUGAAACAAACUGAGUAUUUUCUGAGAUACAAAUAUUAUUAUCAAUGCAGUUUUAUGCAACAGACUCUGCUUACUGGAAAUCUUUCUUGGUUGACAAGAUGUAUAGAUUGCAGAAAAAUGAAGAAAGAAAAGAAGCAGAUGGGCUUUUGGAAGCAGCAGUAGUGUUCCUCAAAACUCAGAAUAAUUGCUGGUUGAUAAUUAAUGAGACAUUCAAGUCAAAUUUUUUUUUUUGGUGGCAUGUGCCCCUAGCUGGAACCGAACCCAGGACUCUGGUCCAUAGGCCGAUGCUCAACCACUGAGCCAAACCGGCCAGGGCUCAAGUCAAAAUUUUAAGUUAGCUUCCCAAAUGACUUAGCUACCCCUCUGCAAGUAUCUCUAAUUUUUCUUAGUAGAACCUUUAAUUAUUCUUUCUAUAAUUUAAAGCAUUACCAGGUAGAGCAUUUGACUGGAAUAUAUUAGGCAGUGGGAAAAAUAUUUAAAACUAAAUCCUUAUUAAAAUUAAGAUUUGUUUUCAAGUGGAUGUCCAUUAAAAGUAGAAAAAUAUUUGGGGAAAGUAUGAGUGUGUUUUCUUAUACGGCUACUAAUUAUGAGUAGACAAGUUCAUUUCCCUUUUUGUUGUGGAGGCUCCAUGUUCAAGGCAAUUGCUUUUUUAAUCUUGGCUCUCUAACCACCACCCCCCCCCCCACUCCCUUUGUUUUGAAUACUUGUAAGUUUUUUUAAGUUAGUGUCAGCAAAUUAACUGAAGUUACAAUUCCAUACUGGGACAAAUUUAAGUUACUGAGUAUAGUACUGCUUGUUUUUUAGUUUAAAAAUGUAUGACUUGGGGUUUUAAAGUAAAAAUUAGAGUUAUUUGUAGAUAAACAAAAAAUGUUGCACAACUGACUGAAAUAAAACUCUUGGGAUAACUUUAGUGGGGGGAUUCAAGUAUCCAAAUAGUUAACAUUUUACUCCUUUUAAACAAUUGACAUGCCCUAAGAAUUCUCAUCACAUUGUUUGCCAGAUUAUAAAAUACUUUUUAAAAUUAAAUUUAUAUAUUGACUUUCUUAUCAAUCAUCAUAUUGUGCAAUCAAAAUUAAGAGUUCUUUGGUUUGUUUGAACAAUGUGUAAGAGCCUCCAAAUAACUUUUUAAGACUUAUUUAGCUUUGUGGGUGAUAUUUUCAUGCAAAUAAGUAAGGGUGGGUUUUAUAUUUUGUAGAAGUUUUCGGUCCUAUUUUAAUGCUUCUUUGUAUGGCAGUAUGUAUAUAGUGUGUUAAAUUCCUCAAAACUCCUCAAAAACCUUUGAAGUUAAUACUUUUGUGCAACUGUGUUUUGAAUAAAGCCAUGACAGUGUUAAAACAAACAAAAACACAGUACUUCUGAUUAUUCUUUUAUUGUUUCUGACUGUUCCCUGUUUUUUGUUUUUUUUUGUGACUGCUGUAACUUAAAGGUUUUGAAAUUGAAUUGCUUCAAAUAAAUUGAAGGUUUGUUGUUAA
Molossus molossus (Pallas's mastiff bat) is the source of this 3536-nucleotide messenger RNA. It is a transcript of the gene ANP32E, whose product is annotated as acidic nuclear phosphoprotein 32 family member E. The transcript has 7 exons. Gene Ontology annotation, molecular function: phosphatase inhibitor activity; histone binding. The record is from RefSeq and is a predicted model, not a curated record. Gene Ontology annotation, cellular component: nucleus. Gene Ontology annotation, biological process: regulation of apoptotic process. Bases 347 to 1156 code for a protein of 269 amino acids. NCBI's taxonomy places the organism in Eukaryota, Metazoa, Chordata, Mammalia, Chiroptera, Molossidae.